Messenger RNA from Diuraphis noxia (Russian wheat aphid), 1145 nucleotides. RefSeq lists its product as uncharacterized. The record is from RefSeq and is a predicted model, not a curated record. Lineage: Eukaryota; Metazoa; Arthropoda; Insecta; Hemiptera; Aphididae.
GCUGUUAUGUUGUUUGGUGGCUGGAGCCGAAACAUGGCUGACUUCGUUACAAUGAAUGACUUGAUGUCGUUGAAGGACCGACUCAUUUCMUGGGGAUUCGCCGAGAACAACAUUCGGACGUUUUUCGCCAACGGUAUAAACAUGAGCAUGGACGACGACGGUAUCAUCAGCUCAACGACCACCAACAACAUCGAACCAGCUGACAAGUUAAACAUACGUAGAUAUAUCAAAGGCGUCUGUAGCGCUGCGCGGUGUGCCGACACGUUCUUCUUAUACCUGUCCAGCCCGGCCAGGAGAGACGGCAAUGCAAUACUCUGGGACGCUAACGGCAACGGAAUCGUAGAAAGUGACGAGAUUUACACGUCCAAGGAGUUCCUGCACGACAUAUCGCACUGUUCUGCGCGCCGGGUGGUCGUGUUCGUCGACCAGAGCUACAGCGGCAUGCUGGCGCUGCACGCUCAGUUCCAACGUCGUCGCGUCGAAAACGUAAUGAUCAUACCGACCACUAGCAUGGACGACUGGACGCCCAGGCACACUUUUAACGCAUACAUGAGGGAGUCCAGCAGGACUGCCUGUCUGUCCGAGUACAUCAAGCCUUUCCAAGAAUCCCAAAUGAUGCCACCGGUGUACACAGGUGUUUUUAUGGAGCAAGAGAUGAGGAACAUCUCAAUAUCGGGCAUUAGGCCAUGCGUCCAAAGAUAAUCAUAUAACAACAAAUAACAUGAUGGAUAUAAUAGGUAAUAUCCAAGACCGCACCGACAGCCAUUUUCUAUCCAACAGCACAUCAAUCGUCGAGUCAGUGGCAACAUAAUAUUUAUAUUUAUAUCAUUCCUCUCAUUAAAUUUAAAUAACAUUAAUUAUUUUUUGCAUGUAUCGUAAGUAUACGAUUAUUAUUAUUUGUAGGUAGCACGAAGUGUUCACUUCAAGGAUGUUGUUUAUUUUUAUUUAUUUUUUUUUUUAUUAUUAUUAUUAUUAUUAUUAUUAUUAUUAAUUAAUAUUAUUAAUUUGUUUAUGCUUUUAAACAAAAAGUAUUAAUUUAACUAUCUAGCUGCAGUAUGCUCACAACACUAUGAUGUAUAGUAAUUUGAUAUUAUAUAAAAUAUUUGAACGUAUUUCGUACUAACUACAAUGCGAAUAUAGGCGGA